AUGACAAGAACAAAGAAGAGCUCGUGGGCAUACAAGUUGUCACAGAUAAAGAAAGCAGAGAGAGAGGCACAACAAGGUCAGACGGUGAAGACUGAUGGUGAUGGUGAUGAUACUACACAAGAUCAACAACAACAACCACAACAACAAGAAGAACAGAACAAUACAACUCAAUCACCAUCAGUAGGAUCUAAACGUGAGUUGGUAGAUACAGAGACAAAGGGUAAACAGAAACAAAAGAAACAAAAGACAACGCCAGGUGUACAGACAUUGUACAAGGGUAGAUUCACAAAGUGGAAGAAACAUAGCAGACUCUUUGGAACAUCAGAGCAAAUCAGAGGAGUGCUGGUCACUUGUGAGAAGGCAAGAGAUGCUCAGUCAAUAGGUGAGGUGUUGGCUCUGUUGAAUGCUUACGCCGAUGUCUACUUCCCCGAGCCAUCACCGACCAAGCAAGACACUGUUGACAAUGAGAACAAGGUUGAUAUAAAGAAGUUCUUGCACUCGCGUGGACUUGAAGUGGAGGCCGAUGAGGACCAAGACGAUGCAGAUGAAACUGUUGUUGCUCAGGAUACUGAUGCAACCACAACAACUGCGACAACAUCCACAACAACCACAACAACUACUACAACGACGACUACCGAUACAGCUCAGAUUCUAACCAAACCGAAACGAUUCGAACUUAUCAAUGCAGCCUGCCAAGGAAUGUUUGUCGUCUCAAUCCUUCAAGAUAACAUAGAUGUUGUCACAUUCUUGUCAACAAUCAUUGUGGACCUCUAUCGACGAUUCCAUCCCAAUGGUGACCAAUUCAAACAGUUGCCACCAAGUGUCGAGGCAAUGCUGGCCACUGCCAAGAAUGAUGUUGUCAUCCCAGAGAGAGUAUUCAACAUCCGAUUCACCAAUAGGAUUAUGCCCAUUCAGAGGUCAACAGUGGCCUCGUUGGAUAGUGAUGUGAUACCAAUCAUGGAGAAGCUGGUGGAAAAUGCUUUUAACAAGGAUCAUCCAUCAACUUUUGCAAUUGAGCUCAGAUCAAGGAACAACCAAAGCAUCGACAAGACGCAAGCCACUGACAAGAUUGCAAAGUUGGUCAAGGAGCCUCACAAAGUGGACUUGUCCAAUCCAGAAAAGGUCAUCAUCGUUGAGAUCAUAAAGUCUGCGGUAACAAUGGCGAUUGUUAAUAACUUUAAACUGUUCAUGAGGUUCAAUGUUCGCGAGGCAAUCUUUGGAAAUCAUACAAAGCUCAAUGAGAUCAAGAAGCAGAAUAAGUUACAAGAGCAAGCCGCCGCCUCAACUGAUAUUGCCGCCCCCACAGAGUCAGUAAUCAAGACAACAUCUGAAUAA
This is a messenger RNA of Acytostelium subglobosum LB1, 1335 nucleotides long. RefSeq lists its product as hypothetical. The transcript is spliced from 6 exons. The coding region runs from base 1 to 1335 and encodes 444 amino acids. The record is from RefSeq and is a predicted model, not a curated record. Lineage: Eukaryota; Evosea; Eumycetozoa; Acytosteliales; Acytosteliaceae. Gene Ontology annotation, molecular function: RNA binding. Gene Ontology annotation, biological process: tRNA modification.